AUGUUGUACCCCAUUGUCACCUAUAUAAGAAGCCACCAGAUCUCCCCACCGGAUUUGAUCCCCAAAGAUCAAUUUAAUCGACCAGAAAUCAUUUUACGAUAUAUCAAAUAUCAAAUCGUUGAAGCUAUGGACCAUCUCCCCAAAGAUGAAUCGGCAGUCCGUGGUGAUAAUGCUGGGACUGAAUUAGCAGACUCGAAGGCUCCAGAGGUCAGCCAAUCAGGUUUGAUAGAUACCACAGAGGCUGUAUCGUCUUUGGUGGAUGCCUUGUGCCAUCGCCCAAACAAUCCACCAUCACUCUACAUCGACCUUGAGGGCGUCGACCUUUCCAGAAUUGGGACAAUCUCCAUCCUUCAAGUUUAUCUACUUCCAACCAAUGAGACCUAUCUCGUUGACGUCCGAUGUCUUGGUUCAGCAGCAUUCACGACAUCUGGCGUCACCAACAAGGAAAUGACGCUUCAGUCAAUCCUCCAGUCUGACCAGAUCAUAAAGGCAUUCUUUGACGUCCGUAAUGACUCAGAUGCGCUUUAUAGUCACUACGGUAUCGAUCUCGCGGGAAUUUGCGACAUUCAGCUUAUGGAGCUUGCGACACGCUCUGGCCGGAAGAAGAUGGGGAACGGUCUUGCAAGGUGUAUUGAGCGGGAUGCACCAUUCACGUGGCAAGAACGUCAAGAGUGGGGAGCUGUCAAAGAAGCUGGGAAGAAGCUUUUUGCUCCUGAGCGGGGAGGAAGCUAUGAGGUGUUCAACCAUCGUCCAAUGUCGCAGGAGAUGAUCAUAUACUGCAAGAAGGAUGUGCAGAUUCUGCCUCGUCUAUGGCAAACUUACUCCGCUAAGAUGAGUUCAACAUGGGCUGCUAAGGUAGAAGCUGCAACGAAAGAUAGAGUCAAACUGUCACAAAGUGCCACCUUCGUUGGACAAGGAAGGCACAUGGCUCUGGGGCCUUGGUGA
This is a messenger RNA of Periconia digitata, 945 nucleotides long. The record is from the annotation of a GenBank genome assembly. NCBI's taxonomy places the organism in Eukaryota, Fungi, Ascomycota, Dothideomycetes, Pleosporales, Periconiaceae.